CGCUCACAAACGACCAUCCCUCAUGGUCGUCCACACACGCCUCCUGGCACUCUCGCUCUUUACGACUUUCGCGCUCGCUACCCCGCUCGCUUCUCUUAAGCUCUCUCGGGACCUCCUUGUUCACGACUCACGCGACACUAUUCCCUUUGGAUUCUCUUUCAAGGCGCUCGCUGCGCCGAAAACUCCCCUCACGCUCCGGAUUGCCCUUGCACAGAAAACUUCGGACGCCGUCGUAGAUGCACUCUACAGCGUGAGUGAUCCAUCCAGCGACACGUAUGGCCAACAUUUGUCAAAGACGGAGGCUGCUCAACUUGCCGCCCCCGAUGCAGCCAGCGUGACGGCUGUCAAUGCCUGGCUCGCAGAGCACGGCCUGAACGCGACCGCACUCACGCCUGCAGGUGAUUGGAUGGAGGUUCAGGUGGACGUCAGCACAGCCAACACCCUCCUCGCUGCAAACUACUCUCUCUUCGCCCAAGGAGACUCUGGUCUCCAGGCCGUCCGCACCCUGGCGUAUUCCAUCCCGGCGGCGUUGAAGGGCCAUGUGGAUCUGAUCCACCCUACUACCGCCUUCCCUGCGCCUGUCCAAUCCAAUCUUAUUGUGGGCAAACGCGCCUUUCAUGAGCCUCUUUUGCCGCGCCGGGACCAGACGUCGAAGUGCUCGAACGGCACGACUCCUGCUUGCCUUCAAGAGUUGUACAACAUUCCUACGACUCCGGCCACUGUUGCCUCCAACACACUGGGUGUGACGGGUCGCUUCGGGAACAACGUGCACUACACCUUCCUUGAGGAAUUCUUGAAGCAAUAUCGCCCAGACAUGGAUCCGGCGACCAACUUCACUGUUACGCUGCUCGAUGGCGGAAACAAUGACCAGGACGUGCCUUCCGUAUCCGAAGGAGAGCUUGAUAUCCAAUACACCGUAGGUCUUGCCACGGGCGUACCCGUAAACUACAUCAUGGUUGGAAUCAAGCAUCAAGAUGGCGACCUCGAGGGCUACCUCGACGAGGUUAACCACUUGCUCUCGCUCGACACUCCCCCGCAGGUCCUCACUACGAGCUACGGCUUCGCGGAGAGCAGCCUCUCCUUCGAACUCACCGACAAACUUUGUAAGGCUUAUGCACAGCUCGGGGCCCGCGGCGUAUCCAUCCUCUACGCUGCCGGCGACAGCGGUGUAGGCUGCAAGCAGAACAGCACAUCCUUCGUCCCGACGUUCCCAUCCAACUGCCCAUAUGUCACCUCCGUCGGCGGCACGCAAGGCUCCGCCCCCGAAGAAGUCUGGGGCGGCUCCUCCGGCGGCUUCUCCAACUACUACCCCACCCCCGCCUACCAAUCCACCGCCGUCACCACCUACCUCGCCACCCUCUCCAACGCCACCGCCAGCGCGGGGCGCUUCAACGCGAGCGGGCGCGCGUUUCCGGACGUCUCCGCGAAGGCGGACGACUUCCGCGUGUGGGAGAACGCGACCGCGAGCCUGUUCGGGACGAGCGCCGCGAGCCCCGUGUUCGCGGGCGUCGUCGCGCUGCUGAACGACCGCCUCGCGGCGCGCGGGAAGGCGCCGCUCGGGUUCUUGAACCCGUGGCUGUAUGCGACGGGCGUGCGGGGGCUCAAUGAUGUCACGGCCGGGAAUAAUACGCUCGAGUGUAAUGGGGAGGACGUCGGGUUCGAGGCGGCGCCGGGGUGGGAUCCGGUCACUGGGCUCGGGACGCCUGAUUUCGACAAGCUUUUGAAGCUUGUCGGACUCUGAGCGUGCUCUCCUUUCGAGGUGUCUCUUGUCGAUGUCGAUCGCGGACGUUCCUUCGCGAGCAUCGUCCCGCUGCCAGACUACUUGAACUGCUGUUCGCACCGCUCUAUCCGGACUCUGUAAUGUUAUGUAUCGGACUUAUAGCAUGAUCGUGAUAUGUGUUUACUGUCUUGCAACUCACUCAUUGCCUGCGCGUCUGUGCUGUUAUGGCGGCUGUGACCUGGGUAGAUCUUGAUGCGUUUCGAGUGCGGUAUACGUACAUGGUCCCUUAUGCAAGGUUACAGUACGGAAGCGUCAUGUUCACGCAUUUUAGAGAGAGGCGAGCAUCUAUCGCGAACGGGAAGUCACGGUAUGAAAGCAGAAAGC
Molecule: messenger RNA, 2104 nt
Organism: Trametes versicolor FP-101664 SS1
Lineage: Eukaryota; Fungi; Basidiomycota; Agaricomycetes; Polyporales; Polyporaceae
Product: family S53 protease-like protein
Exons: 8
Coding region: 23-1741 (572 amino acids)
Biological process (GO): proteolysis
Molecular function (GO): serine-type endopeptidase activity; tripeptidyl-peptidase activity
Source: RefSeq, a predicted model, not a curated record